This is a messenger RNA of Auanema sp. JU1783, 3177 nucleotides long. The record is from the annotation of a GenBank genome assembly. Lineage: Eukaryota; Metazoa; Nematoda; Chromadorea; Rhabditida; Rhabditidae.
AUGAUACCGCCAGGACAAUCCCCGGCUUUACCUCCAAUUCCGGCUGAUCCGGAAUUGGCAACAAUGUUUGAAGAAGUCGUGAAAAAAAUGGAUUUACCCGUCGAUAAGCUUCGCAUUCUGGAAGAGUAUGACAGAGAAAAGAAGUGGAAGCUUAUAACAGAUCAGAUGUUUAUGAACAAUCUUGUAAAUACUUCCCUACCUACUGAAUAUCUGAAGAAGCUGUCGUAUUUCAUGGAUAAAAAAACAUUGAAAAAGAAUAAGAAGUCAUUGGCUACCGAUGAUACAUCCACGAAAGUAUUGAAGCAUAUAGAAGUAUCUUUACGAACUAAUUCCGUCGAUUGGGUUAUAGAGUUCUUGAACCCUCCUAACAAUGGACUACAGAUUCUGAUAAACUAUAUGAGUCAAUUGCUUGCUGAAGCAGGAGCAGGUUGUAGUGAUUUACCGUCUGGAUCAAAUGACCAAACGAUCGACCCAACCUACACUUCUUCCUUAUUCAGUCGAAAAAGUGCUUCCGGAACUCAACGAUCUAAAAUAAGCAAAAAGUUCGGAGAAACAGAGGACGAUAUUCAUGUGUGUGUUGCUUGUCUUCGAGCCAUUCUUAAUAAUAAACUCGGUUUAAAACUGGUAUUGGAGCAUGAAUCUGCUAUUUAUUGCAUUGUACAAAGUAUUCUUCAUCAAAGCUUGAGAACCAAAACUUUGGUCGUUAAUUUGCUGUCUUCUAUCUGUAUUCUGGAGGGUGGUCAUGAACUCAUAAGUUCGGCUUUUGACCGUUUCCGUUUUGAAUACAAAGAGGCCAAGAAGUUCCAAACUCUCAUGUAUUUCAUCGAGAAACAUGAAGCUUACCCCGUGGAGUUUUUAUCUGCUGCAUUGCAAUUCUUUGAGAUUUAUAUGACUUAUGUGGAUGAUCUUAAUCAUCGUGUUUAUAUUCAAUAUCAAUACACUAUGCUAGGCAUAGAUAUCUAUAUAGAGGCUAUGCUAAAAUAUUUUAAUUCUGAUGAGCUCAAAGCUCAGUUAGAGUCUUAUAAUAGUAGUCGAAUAGAUGUAGUACAACUACAAGAAGAUUCUAAUAGGAAAAAUGAAUUAUUGGACGAAGUUGAUCAUUUGAAAGAACGAUUGUCUUCGGCCAUUGAACGUGUACAGGAGGUUGAAGCUAAAUGGAUCACAGAUAAGGCUGCCUUAGAUCGACGAUUGCUCGAAUUGGUCAGGGAACGAGAAAAACUGGAAAGUGAGCAUGAAGUCCAGAAAGGAACAUGGAGAAAAACUCUCAAUGAAAAGGAGAAAGUACACAACCAGAAACAGGCUCAAUUGGAACAAAAAAUUCAGGAGUUGGAAUCUAUUCAGAAGACUAUGCAGGCAGGAUUGCAAGUGCAACAACAACAAAAGAGUCCUCCAACUCCUCCUCCUCCGGCCCCUGGUCCUCAUAAGGAUAGCGGUGGCCCUCCUGUUCCCCCUCCUCCUGCUCCUCCUCCACCACCCACCUCAGCUGUGGUACCACCGGCUCCUCCACCGCCACCUCUUGGUGGCUUGGCCUCAGGAGUUCCUAAGGCUCCCCCACCUCCAGGCGGGUUAGGAGGACCUCCUUGUCCUCCACCACCUCCUCCAGGUUUCCUUGGCGGAUCUGGUCCUCCUCCACCGCCUCCCCCACCAGGUCUGCUGUCUAUCGGAAAGCCGGUUGAAGCUCAGAACUUGAAGAAAGUAUAUCAAACAAAGAACAAACUUCCGCAGCUUAAUUGGGCAGCUAUGAAACCAAAUCAAGCGAAGAAUACCGUCUUCCAAGAGCUUAAUGACGACAAGAUCAUGCCCAAUCUGGAUUUCACAAAGUUGGAAGAAAUGUUCAAAAUGGGAAAUGUUGGAGUUGUGUCAAACGAAGUGUCGGCUGAUUCAUCCACAAUAGUUGGUCAGCACAGCCCAGGGUCGACCGGAUCUGCUCCAAGUAAGAAGAACACUCUCUUGGAUGCCAAACGUUUGCAGAACGUCGCUAUCACAAGGAGAAAAUUGGCCAUGGAACCUAGAGCCAUCAUGGCUGCAGUUCACCAGUUGGACUUAGUUAGCUUGCCAGCCGACAAAGUCGACAUACUGUCUCGUAUACUUCCGUCCGAAGAUGAGAGAAAGUUGUAUGAUGGAAAGACCAAUGAUGAAAACCUGAGUGAAGAGGAUAUCUUCUUAGCCAACUUGUGCACGAUUGAAAGAUUGGAACAUAAGCUGAAUGUUAUGAAAAUCAUGGCUGAGUUUGAUGAGUGUUCAGCACUUUUGGAGCCUCAAUUCACACAUAUCACUGCUGCGUCCAAAUGUGCUAAGGAAGCAACCCAGUUCCAUAGAGUUCUUGAAAUCAUUUUGGCUUACGGAAACUAUAUGAACAGUGGCAAACGCGGAGGUGUUUAUGGUUUCAAAAUUUCCAGUUUAGACUCGUUGGCUAUAUUGAAAUCUCCUAAUGAGAGAACUCUGACUCUGCUUCAUCUUGUUGUUGACUCAGUUCAAAAGUCGUUCCCAGAACUUUUAGCUUUCGGGGAGCAACUGAAGUUUGCUGACAAAGCUGCUGGAGUUCAAUGGGAUAGUGUUAUGUCUGAUAUGAAAGAAUUAGAACAACGCUUUGAAACAGCAAAGAAGGAGAAGGCUCUGAAAGGAGUAGACUGUCCUCCAACGCUCGACAAGUUCAUUGAAGACAGAAAAGAAGCUAUGAUUCAGUUGAUUGAGCAUAGCAAGUUGGCAGCUAAAACAUACGAAUGCUGUGUUGAAUUCUACGGAGAGAGUGCGAAAGUUAUGCAACCUAAUGCCUUCUUCGGAAAACUGGCUAGUUUCGUUGUCAACUUCAAGAAAUGUAAACAAGACAACGAUACUCGAGCUGCUGCAGAAAAGCGUCAAACUGAGGAAGCUGCCAGACGUUCAAGAGCCAUGAAUCGUAACGAACAACAUAACGAAAUUAUGGUGGAGUUGGCAGAAAAAAUGGGAGGCGGACGUCGGGCCCGCUCUAAAAUUGAUAGCCAGCAGAUGGGUCAUGGAGAUUUCGAGAAGAUUAUGAGCGGGUUAAAACAAACAUACACUACCAACAACAACUCUGCCCCCGCUGCGCCAAGAAGAAAAGUGAGCGCAAGCCCGUCUCCGGCUCCAAGAAGUGCGGUCCCCCCACCGGUUCCUGCCAAAACACGAGUUAUUGCCGUAGAUCGGGAUCGACAAUAA